This is a messenger RNA of Marmota flaviventris (yellow-bellied marmot), 2382 nucleotides long. RefSeq names its product cytosolic thiouridylase subunit 2 (gene Ctu2). Gene Ontology annotation, biological process: tRNA wobble position uridine thiolation. The record is from RefSeq and is a predicted model, not a curated record. NCBI's taxonomy places the organism in Eukaryota, Metazoa, Chordata, Mammalia, Rodentia, Sciuridae. Gene Ontology annotation, cellular component: cytosol. Gene Ontology annotation, molecular function: sulfurtransferase activity; tRNA binding.
UACUGGGAGCCUGCUUUUAAAAAUGUUCCUGGGAGAGGAAGAGAGUAAGGAGAUUAUUUUCCAAACACUUCCUCAUUCCUAACCAUCCUAUAUGUGUGGUCUUGAGAAGGGGUGGGAGGCCAGCUCUCCUGGUGCAAGUUUUGAGAAUCUAGGUUUUGAGUGAGGCGCUCUGGUGACCCAGACCAGGCAUGUGUAGAAACUCUGGCCUUUCCUGGCCCCUGGGAGAGUGGUUUUGUGAGUGCAAAGCCCUUGUUCACAGGAACCCACCACACUGGAACCCCAGCUGGCAAAGCAGGGAAUGAGUGGCAGGGUUCUCCUCACCCACAGCCAACACCCUUGCCUCCUCAUGAUCAGACUGUCCUCACUGAGCUGCACCCUGGGAAGUCACUUUCUGUGUCCAGGCACUGGACUGGACCUUGGGCUCAUCAUUUUACCUUGAAACACUGAGCUGCUGUGGGGUAGAAAUAUUGGCCCCUGUACCCAGUGCUCAUUCGGUGUUGGGAGGCAUUGCCAUGGACACAGGGUGUGUCUGACAGGAAGGAAGUAGACCUGGGGCACAGGCAGCCUCUCACAGAAGCCUUGCUCCCCUUGUAUCCAGCAUUGCUCUACCCUGGCUGCAUGUUUCUUUGUGGUGCUGAGGGUCAGACUCAGAGCCUUGUGCAUGCUAGGCAAACUGAGCUACAACCCCAGAAAAACUUUUAAAAUGGAAACUGCUGGGCUUGGGCCUGGGAAUCUGACUCAAGUCAGGGAGGGGUCCAGGAGCCAGCUGGAAUGCUUUUGAGGGCACAACCUCUUGUGUCCUGCUGGAAGUUCUGCUCUGGAUUCUGGAGACCCCAGGCUUCUAUUUGCUUGUGCUUCAGGGCCAUUCAUGCUUCAUGCUGGCAUGAAGGAGUCUCUGGGACUGCUUCAAGGCCCUCUACGUGCACAAGUUCAGAGCCAUGCUGGGGAAAAAUCGGCUCAUCUUUCCUGGUGAAAAGGUGCUCUUGGCAUGGUCUGGGGGUCCUUCGUCCAGCUCCAUGGUCUGGCAGGUACUUGAGGGCCUGAGUCAGGAUUCUGCCAAAAGACUACGUUUUGUGCCAGGGGUUGUCUAUGUUGACGAGGGAGCAGCCUGUGGUCAGAGCCCAGAGGACAGAGCAAAGACUCUGGCUGAGGUGAAGUCAGUCCUACAGAACAUCGGCUUUCCGUGGCACACAGUUGCUUUGGAAGAGGUAUUUGGCCUGCCACCAGCAGUGCUGCAGGGCUCUGCCCAGGAGCCAGUGGGGACGGAGGAGGCCUACAAGUCUGCUGUGGACAGCUUCCUCCAGCAGCAGCAUGUGCUGGGUGGGGAACAGACACACCAGCCCCACACCCAGGACUCCCCGGGGCCCUGCAGCCUGGGCAGGUCCCCCACAGCCACCCAGACUGCGGCCCUCUGCAGACUGUUCGGCUCUGUGAGGACACUCACAGCCAAGGAGGAGCUUCUUCAGACCCUGCGGACCCACCUCAUCCUGCACGUGGCCCGAGUCCAUGGCUACUCCAAGGUGAUGACCGGGGAUAGCUGCACUCGCUUGGCCAUUAAGCUCAUGACCAAUCUGGCCCUGGGGAGAGGGGCCUUCCUGGCUUGGGACACGGGCUUCUCGGACGAGCGGCAUGGGGAUGUGGUGGUGGUGCGCCCCAUGCGGGACCACACGCUGAAGGAGGUUGCCUUCUACAACCGCCUGUUUGCUGUCCCCUCUGUCUUCACACCAGCCAUUGACACUAAGGCCCCCGAAAAGGCCAGCAUCCACCGGCUGAUGGAGGCCUUCAUCCUGAGGCUGCAGACCCAGUUCCCCUCCACCAUCAGCACUGUGUACAGGACAAGUGAGAAGCUGGUGAAGGCCCCCCGGGAGGGCUGUGCUGCCGGCCCCGCAGGGCCCCGCUGUCUCCUGUGCUUGUGCGCGCUGGACGUCGACACUGAUGACAGCGCCACAGCUUUUGGAGCCCAGACCUCGCGUCUCUCCCAGACACUGCUGUCCACCCCGCCAGCUGAGGCCGGGACAACCACAGGGCCUGGCUGCGUUGCAGGGGAGGGCCAGGCCUGCUGCAGGGUAGCCUGCAAGAAGGGUGUCCAGGCCCAGGUCAUGGGACAGCUGUGCUAUGGCUGCCGGGUGAACAUGAAGGACCUGCCUUCUCUGGACCCUCUGCCCCCCUACAUCCUGGCCGAGGCCCAGCUCCGCAGCCAGAGGGAUUGGGUCAUGCCGGAGGUCCAGGAGUACCUGAUCGAGGACAGUGACUCUGAGGCAGAAGAUGCGCUCGCCCAGCCCCCGGGAGCAAGGCUGACCACACAGGAGCAGGGAGGCGAGAAUGCAGGGACUGGCCUGUGACUGUCCAUGUGUAUAAAUAAAAAUGUUUUUAAUUAGAAAA